GAUUGAGCAAAUAUAAGGUAUAUAGUGAAUCAUUUCGAACACAAUUGAAUCAGACAAAUGAACCUACUGUUUUGUGUAUAAUUUGUAUGGUGGCGUUAAAAAUUCAGAUUUUGUCGACUAUAGAAAUGUUAAUGCAAAGUCCUCAAAUCAAUAGAGAUAUCGAUGAUCGAUUCUAUUUUCUUUUUGGAAUUUAUUGGGAGAUAUUCUUACUGAUGGGCGGAAUAUGUGAUUUCAACAGUAAAGAGCAAAAUGCCUCACUAGCAUCACAAUCAAAUGAACUCCUGAAGAGAAGUGUGAUAAUUAAAUAAUUAAUCUAAUUACAUAGAUGAAUUAGCCGUCAAGAUCAGGCGAUUUAAUACCGUUUGACUUGUUUUUGUGGAUUUAUAUAGAUAGUUCAUGUAAAAAAAAAUGUAACAUAUUUCUACAAAAAAAUUAUUCACAUUUUUCAAAAAAUAGUUAUGAUUAGUCAUCGGAUACAUAAAACGGUCUUUUUGUAGAAUUUGCGUUGGUCACAUUGAUUAAUUAUCCAUUUAGUAUUUUAACGAUCCUAUUGACUUACAACUUAAAUAGAGCAACAUUGAUGUCCUUCUUUCAUUAUGAAUAAUUUUAACCGAUUAUACUUUUUUAAAACAGCAAGCCUAUAGGUAUUGAAACUGACCUAUUUGAAUAUUGUGGACAGUCGGAAAAUAAUAAUUGAUUCAUAUUAUCGAAGUUCGCUGUAUGUCAAGAGGUUACUCUACCCAGUUCUCUAUUAUGUUCAGCGGGCAUUACUGAAACACAAUCCAGUCACACUGCUAUGAGACCGCUGUUCCAUUCUUCAUUAGAAUUUGUGCGUUUUAGCGAGGUAGAUAUAGUUAGAAGUGACUUAAUUUGCAGAACAUUGUUGUUAUUUAGCCAAAAAUCAUCAUGAGUAGUGAAUUCAAAAUGGAAAUAGGGGAAGAUGAUAUCCCCUAUUUACGAAUCAAUGAAGAAUUCACUCUGAGGCUGGACUUGGAAGAUUUAGAUGAAGAAUACAAGAAGAGAGCCACUAAAGAUCUCAGGGAGACUCCAGAAAAUGUGCAGGAGGCUUUGAAAGCUAUCCGACAGAUGAUCAAAGAUGAGCCAGGAUUGAAUUUGCCAAUAGAAGACGAGCAAUUUCUCAUCAAAUUUUUGAGGCCUUGCAAGUAUUAUCCUAAUAGUGCUUUCAGAUUGAUGAAGAAAUUUUACGUGUUCAAAGCUAAGCAUCCUAAAUGGGCAGCAAACUUGUAUCCUACACCUCUUAGGCACGUUUUCGACAAAGAGGUCUUCCAGUUUCUUCCUACAAGAUCAUCUACAGGGUCUAGAAUCAUGAUAGUCAAUGUUGGCACAAAAUGGAAUCCGAAAGAAGUGAGUUUAGACGACUUAUUUAGAGCAGUGAUGUUGUCGAUAGAAUUAGCAAUGAUCGAACCAAAAACACAAGUUGGGGGAGUCCAUGUAAUAUUAAACAUGAAGGGCUUAAGUCUAUCACAUGUCUAUGUGUUUUCGCCAUCUUUAGCAAAAAUGAUGGUAGAAUGGGUUCAGGAAUGUGCACCUGUGAGAUUGAAGGCUAUACACGUGAUCAACCAACCUUUUGUUUUCAAUGUGCUCUGGGCGUUGUUCAAACCAUUCGUUGGAGAAAAACUGAGGCAGAGACUUUUCUUCCAUGGUACGAAUCUGAAACCUCUGUGUGAACAAAUUUCUGCCAAAUGUCUUCCUCCAUAUUAUGGUGGAAUUGCCAAUAUUCCCGAUUUUCCUGGUAGCCUUUUCUCUGACAUGCUCGUUUAUUCAGAGAAGAAAUUCGAACCCUGCAACAUUUAUGGAUAUGUGAAAGAGAAAGUGGAGGAAGCAGAUGGAGGAGACUGAAAUUUGUGAUUACAUAAUUUAAGAGUAAAUUUAUGAAUAUAGGCUAUAGGAAAUCAUAUUAGAUCAUAAGAUUUUUGUAUGUAAAGAAGUUAAAGGUUUUGUAAUGAUGGAUUUUUUUCGUGGAUACAGAAGAAGAAGGGGAUUCUUUUUCUUAUACAGAAGUAAAAACGAAGAUUCAAGGUUCAAAGUGCCUUUGACAAGGGUCCAAUUAGUACUUCCCAACAAAGCAAAAAUAAAGAAAAAAUAUUAGAUAUUCAUUGAAGACAAUAUGUUGAAUAUCUUGAAUAUAAGAAAUAUCUUGAACAUGUUACCUAUUAUGCCAAAAUGAGAUAUUUGUACAAAUGAAAUAAAACUUCUGACGAGUAUACAAUUGAAAUGUAGAACAUUGAAGAAAUAUUUAAAUGACAAGAUGUUUUGCUUUUAAUUGGAGAGCAUAUCUUAUAAUUAGAUACCUACCUGACAAGUUUCAAUAUUCCGGAAUUAAUUUUCUCAUUUGACAUACUACAUUCUUGUUUAUUUCUGUUUUUGAACAAAACAAUUGAGGAAUAUUUCUUGUGAACUCAAUUUUUGUAAUUUAAAAAACAGAUAUAUCUAGGCGUAUUUCUUGAUAAAAUAAAAUUUUUUAAGUCAUCGAUUACUUCACUCAAAUAAUAAUAAUAAGAAGUACUUUUUUACUUUUUUCAUCAAAUUAUAAAAAUAUUUCAUCAUUUUUGUUUCAACAUUUAGUCUGAAUCCUUUUUUUUUUGGAAUUUAAUCAUUAAAUGCAUAGUUUGUCAUAAAAUUAACAUUUCUUUAUCUUAUUUCUUGAAUUUUGGAAUGGUAAAAGAAUAUUUCAUAAAAUUAGUAGAAUUUGAGGCAGAUUUCAGGUUGAUUUUAGAAUUUAUAUCAGGACGAAAUUUGAACCAAAACUGAGGUUCUUUUCAAGACAUGCUCUAAAAGUCUAAUGAAUGGAAAACCUAUGAAUCUAUAGUGAGAUUACAAAAACAAUAUUCGGAGACUUAACAUAGAAGUAUAUCAAAGGUCUAUAAUAUCGAAUAUGUGAACUUAUAUUAGACAUACAUAAAUCUUCAUAACUGUCAUAUAGUUGGAUAAUGAUAUUUAUAAAUAGGUGCUGAAAAAUGAUUGGGCUUACAAUAACACAACUGAUUUUUAUAAAAUUUGUCUGUUUUAUUAUGAACAAUUAAUUCUGGAAAUAUAUAUAAUAAUAUACAUAUUAUUUUU
Molecule: messenger RNA, 3081 nt
Organism: Harmonia axyridis
Lineage: Eukaryota; Metazoa; Arthropoda; Insecta; Coleoptera; Coccinellidae
Product: alpha-tocopherol transfer protein-like
Exons: 8
Coding region: 907-1860 (317 amino acids)
Cellular component (GO): membrane
Molecular function (GO): phosphatidylinositol bisphosphate binding
Source: RefSeq, a predicted model, not a curated record